Messenger RNA from Prorocentrum cordatum, 1071 nucleotides. Lineage: Eukaryota; Dinophyceae; Prorocentrales; Prorocentraceae. The record is from the annotation of a GenBank genome assembly.
CCAGAGCCCUCCGCGAACGCUACGGGGGGCGAGAUGUGGAUAGAAAAGGCCUCGGUGGACGUUCGAUAUCUUGGGCUGCAGGGGAUUCUGCUCCAAGAAGCCGUCUUCGACGACUACGCGGCGCGGCGCAACGUCACAUUGCAGUUCUCUGAUGACGACGGCGCGCAGACCAUCGUGCCUCACCCCGAGAACGUUCGCAAACAGGAGGCCUUCGUGAAUCACUACGCAAGGCUUGCGCGUGACUGCGGUGUCAUCCCGGGCGUGCGCGGCGAGCCGCGGGGCAUCCAGUCGGACACUGCCAGCGGCAUGCCGGCCCUCAUAGUGACCUGCGGGACGCUGAGCCGAGCGGUCUACAAGGCCGCCAAGAAGUGGCCCGAGAAUAAGAUGGUGCAGGUUAGCCUCGCGAGAGGCUUGAGGAACGCGACCCUGUUCGACUCCCGCGCGCCUAAGGACGUCAUCAGGUGGCUCAGGGAAUGGCGCAACGAAUUUCAUAACGGCAGCCGUUUUUCAUUGCUACAAUAUUGGAAGCAUCUAAACGACAUGAGCGCCGAGUACCAGGCGCGCGGCAAGACGGGCGGCGCAGUCAUGAGUUUCUGGGAUUGGCACUGCGCCAGGUUCAAGAAGGAAGCCGAGCGCAGGCUCAAGAGCGAAAACGAGUGCAAGGUGUUCCACGACGAGGUGAAGUCUGUGAUCGAUGGCUCCAUCCUGAAGCACGUCUUCAUGAAAGCGCUCUACUUCUUCUUGCCCUUGGCAUCUGCAGCUGACGAAGCUGACGACGACGACAGCGCCGCGCCGUCCCGCCAGCGAGCGAUCCCGUUCCUGUUCGAGAAGCAGAAUCUGGAUGUGGUCAGGAUGCUGAUGACAAAGAUGGACACUUCCGCGACGAAGAGAAAGGGAAUGAAGAAGUGGGAGCAGAUCAUCGCCAAGAGGGAGCAGGAUCAGGACAGCGCAGGGACUACCGCCACGCCUGCCGAGCCAGCAAAGAAGAAGACUCGGGGAUCCAACAAGAAGGUCGUCGCCAUCCAGACCCCCGCUGAGGAUUGGUCCGACCAGAGCAAGCACAUCUACUGA